AUGACUCGUUCGAGGGACCUUGUGGUCUGCUCAUCACUCAUCGGGAUACAUGGGAGAGUAAGCUGGGAGAUGAGUUUACUGGGUCUGGUAAAACACAAGCUUUCACUAGGUGGUGAGUGUGAUGAUACAAGCUCUCACUGUGAGUGUGGUGAUACAAGCUCUCACUGUGAGUGUGACGAUACAAGCUCUCACUGUGAGUGUGGUGAUACAAGCUCUCACUGUGAGUGUGGUGAUACAAGCUCUCACUGUGAGAGUGAUGAAACAAGCUCUCACUGUGAGAGUGAUGAUACAAGCUCUCACUGUGAGUGUGAUGAUACAAGCUCUCACUGUGAGUGUGACGAUACAAGCUCUCACUGUGAGAGUGAUGAUACAAGCUCUCACUGUGAGAGUGAUGAUACAAGCUCUCACUGUGAGUGUGAUGAUACAAGCUCUCACUGUGAGUGUGACGAUACAAGCUCUCACUGUGAGAGUGAUGAUACAAGCUCUCACUGUGAGUGUGAUGAUACAAGCUCUCACUGUGAGUGUGACGGUACAAGCUCUCACUGUGAGUGUGAUGGUACGAGCUCUCACUGUGAGUGUGACGGUACAAGCUCUCACUGUGAGAGUGAUGAUACAAGCUCUCACUGUGAGUGUGAUGAUACAAGCUCUCACUGUGAGUGUGACGGUACAAGCUCUCACUGUGAGAGUGAUGAUACAAGCUCUCACUGUGAGUGUGACGGUACAAGCUCUCACUGUGAGAGUGAUGAUACAAGCUCUCACUGUGAGUGUGACGGUACAAGCUCUCACUGUGAGAGUGAUGAUACAAGCUCUCACUGUGUGAUGAUACAAGCUCUCACUGUGAGUGUGACGGUACAAGCUCUCACUGUGAGAGUGAUGAUACAAGCUCUCACUGUGUGA
This is a messenger RNA of Procambarus clarkii (red swamp crayfish), 897 nucleotides long. NCBI's taxonomy places the organism in Eukaryota, Metazoa, Arthropoda, Malacostraca, Decapoda, Cambaridae. The record is from RefSeq and is a predicted model, not a curated record.